Molecule: messenger RNA, 447 nt
Organism: Elgaria multicarinata webbii
Lineage: Eukaryota; Metazoa; Chordata; Lepidosauria; Squamata; Anguidae
Gene: MRPL52
Product: mitochondrial ribosomal protein L52
Exons: 5
Coding region: 32-424 (130 amino acids)
Biological process (GO): mitochondrial translation
Cellular component (GO): mitochondrial large ribosomal subunit
Molecular function (GO): structural constituent of ribosome
Source: RefSeq, a predicted model, not a curated record
UGUGCUCUUUUCCGAGCUUUGCAUCUUCAAAAUGGCAGCUUGCGUGACCCAGAGGCUGGGACCUCAGCUGGCAAAAAUCGUUUCAGUGUCUCGGAGCUUCCACUGCAGCACUGUGGACCAAGUUGGUGGCAAGUGGAGAGUGAAGCAAGGUCUCCCUAUAAACCCUUCCGGUUUUGGACCUUUAACAGACCUGCCCGAUUGGUCGUUUGCAGACGGGCGGCCUGCUCCACCAAUGAAAGGUCAACUCCGUCGGCAGGAAAAGAACAAAGAAUUUGCAUGUCGUGUAGCCCAGAUUUCUGCCGAAAUGGAUCAUGGGAUCCAGAAGUGGGAGGCCAAGCAACGAGAACACGAACAACAGGCUGAGGAAAAACGGCGCAACCGACUCCAACCUAAAGGAGGCCUUCUUCAGCAGCCUCCCAAAUAAAUACUCUUCCCCCCCCCCCCCAA